Messenger RNA from Cryptococcus wingfieldii CBS 7118, 804 nucleotides. Its product is annotated as proteasome assembly chaperone 2. The record is from RefSeq and is a predicted model, not a curated record. Gene Ontology annotation, cellular component: nucleus; cytosol. The transcript has 6 exons. Gene Ontology annotation, biological process: proteasome assembly. The coding region runs from base 1 to 804 and encodes 267 amino acids. Lineage: Eukaryota; Fungi; Basidiomycota; Tremellomycetes; Tremellales; Cryptococcaceae.
AUGACUGUGUUCCAUCCGUCCACAGGCUUUAACCCCAAGAGUUUCAGCUCUGCCACUCUCAUCAUCCCCGCUGUAUCACUGGGAAAUGUGCCUCAACUCACUGCCGACUUACUGAUUUCUACUCUGGGUCUUAAGCGAGUGGGCUUCCUUGGUAACGGUGACACUGUCGCCCCAUUUGCUGGCGUAGGAGAGAACGGGGAGGUUGCCACAGGAGGACUGGAAGUUUAUGGCCAAGAAGGAAGCGAGCUCUAUGUCGUGCAGCAAAGGUCACCUACUCUCAAGACCAAGAAAGAUGAGCAUGUCUCCGUCAUCAGCGAAUUUGCGCAGGGGAACGAGUUUGGUUUCGUCCUCGUCCUCACCAGCUUGGACUCGGCCCACCAAGACGAUGUUCAGCUCUUGACCCCCUACCAGCACAUAUUACCACCCGCUAUUGUCUCCCCAGUUCCACCUAUAAUCCAGCGUAUCAAGAACCUCCCGCCUCUCUCCCUUGCCAUUUCCCAACCUUCUUACGGUCCUCAACCAACUUCUCGCUACCCUCCAUUCCUUCCAGCUGCCGGUCUCACACGCCGUCUGCUCUCUGCAUUCUCCGAGGAUCAAAAGAAGAUUUCACAUGGCGCCGUGACCGCCUGGUGCGUGGAAGGCGACAACAGAGGAGAUGCCCGGGGACUUGCGGGGAUCGUGCUCGGCGUGCUCGGCAUAUCGGACGAUGUGGACAUUCGGGGACCCGCUUCGUGGGAAGGACUGUUCGGGACUACCGAUGGGUGGAGUGGUGGGUUCGGGGCGGACGCAGAACUCUACGGAUAG